Aspergillus mulundensis is the source of this 2970-nucleotide messenger RNA. RefSeq lists its product as uncharacterized. The record is from RefSeq and is a predicted model, not a curated record. Gene Ontology annotation, molecular function: sequence-specific DNA binding; DNA-binding transcription factor activity, RNA polymerase II-specific; zinc ion binding. The transcript has 4 exons. Lineage: Eukaryota; Fungi; Ascomycota; Eurotiomycetes; Eurotiales; Aspergillaceae. Gene Ontology annotation, biological process: DNA-templated transcription; positive regulation of transcription by RNA polymerase II. Bases 1 to 2970 code for a protein of 989 amino acids.
AUGACUUUGAAAUCCGAUGCUCUUCGUGCCCUCCGCAAGUUUGCUUCAUGCGAUAUAGGCGAUGCCCUUGUUAGACUCGGGGUCCCUAAUGGAGGCUACCUGUCGGGACUGAAGAUGUACUCGCCCGGAGUGAUGUGCACGAAGACUCGGAUUUUCGGACCGGCGUACACGGUACGGAUGGUGCGAGAUUCCGACAAGGCAGCUCCGAGUCCUUCCAAGCAUUUCGCAGACGCGAUCCCGAAAGACAGCGUUGUUUUUGUGUCCCAGCCCAAGGGCCUGGUUAGCGCAUGCUGGGGAGGGCUGAUGAGUACGAGAGCGAAGAAGCUGGGCGCCGCCGGGGUUGUUAUUGACGGUCGCUUUCGAGAUCUCGCUGAGCAUCAGGAGCUGGGAAUCGGCCUCUUCGCAAGGGACAUAAGCAUCCUAGGAUCGAACACCUUCACUCGAUCGUCCGAGCUCAACGUCCCUGUCACCUACACCAGUACGGAAGGUGGGGAUGCAGUGGUUAUCCAGCCGGGCGACUACAUUGUGGGGGAUGCCGACGGAGUGGUUGCGGUGCCGGUGGACAAGGUGGAGGGGUGCGUGGAGCUUUGUCAGAAGAGAUAUGAGAUUGACGAAGAGACUCGUGCUGGUCUGGAGAAGGGAGAGGAGAUGGGCCCGACAAUCAAGAGGCUGCGAACGGCCAAGCGCAUCAAGUGUGAUGGGGGCAUUCCCGCUUGCUCAAAUUGCGCAAAGGCUGCCGCUCCCUGCGUAGAUGUUGACGGCCGCAACAACGAUCGGUCCAUUCCUCGCGACUAUGCUGCUCGAUGCCAUGCCCGCAUUCAGUGGUUGGAACAGCACAUCAAGAUACUCGACGCCGAUUUUGAUCUUACACAAGGGCCGCAGCUGGACACGAGUGCUCCCGAUGGCGAUUCUUCGAGGAACUUGUUGGAAAGGCCGUCGCCGGACACAGCGCGUCAGACGAGUGAACCGGCAUCGUCACGAAAACGGCCUCUUGCUGCCCUCCAGGCUUCUGAUUCAAAUCCGCCAGACCCUCCCCCAGCUGCUGAAGCUCGUUCGGUUGCUGUCGAUUUAGGAAUGCUUUCCCUUCACUCAGAUUCCCGUCAGAAACACUAUCUUGGAUCUUCGUCGGGGCUCUUCUUCACAAAUUUGAUCGGUGCUCACGCCGAUGCCCUUUCAAGCCCGGCUUCGACGUCGACCGGUCCAAUCCGGAGUCAUCAUGAACCCUCGCACCACUCCGCCGACUCCUACCGCAUACUUUACAAGAAGCUAUCAACUGAACUUCCUUCCCCUGAGGAAGCUUCAACAUUGUUUGACGUCUAUCUUCGUGAAAUCCACAUUGAUCAUCCCUUCCUCCACCCAGCAUCGCUACUCGAUGCUUAUAACGCUCUUCGCCUCUGCGUCGAAUAUGGGCUUGACCGCACUCACAAUGUCGACCCCAAUGGUUGGCCGGAUGAGAUCCCCCCGUUUCUCUACAACGGACGGUGUGACAGUGUUGCCGAUAAAGAUGCCAUCCCCAUUCCAAUUCACACCGCUGUGUUGCAUGUCUUUAUGGUGUUUUCUCUCGCGGCGACGGUCCUUACUCGCAAUAAAAACUUCGACUUCUCACCAACUCGCUUUUACAAAGUUGCGGCAGCUGCAGCGCCGGAGUGUUUGUCUAGCAUAUCGUUAACUGCAUUGCAGAGCGUCAUACUUUUCACAAUACAGGGCAUGACCGCUCCUACCAAUCUCAACAUUUGGACCUUGGUACAUGUAGCCAUGUCUCAUUGUAUCGACCUGGGUUUGCAUCGGGAGCCCAGGGACGUCUCCGAUUCUUCACCAACUUUACUCUCGGUGCGGCGUUUUGUAUUUUAUACCAUCUACAACCUGGAUCGAUCCAUUGCGACUAUCCAAGGUCGUCCGCUCGGCAUACGUGACGAGACCUUCGAUCUCCGAAUGCCGACUCUCAAUGAUGUUCCCGCGGACUGGGGGUUACCGGCGAAUGGCAUGAAUGGCCAUUACGCCCGCCUUUCGGAAGACAUGGCGCUGUCUAUCCAACGAUUUGCACUAGAUUGUCAUAUCUCGGAAAUCAAGAUGCUGUUUUACCAUCUCCCCACCGAGGGCAGGGUAUUCCAUUGGCCCGCGGACCAUACCACGGAGCAGAGCCGUAUGAAGGCAGCUCUUGAUGGGUGGCUCGCGGAAACCAGACACACGUGGUUGGGAUCAGACGCGCAUCAGCAGCAGAAUGAGGCCGAGCUAGCAAAAAUCCGCCUUAAAUGGCUUAAGCUUGAAGUGCUUUAUCAUGGAGCUGUGACGCUCUUGUACCAACCAUCGCAGGCAGUUCCGUCUCCAACACAUUCUGCCCUUCUCCAGUGCUAUCAGUCUUCCAGUGAGCGUAUCCACAUUUACAAUCGCCUCAACGAUGAAGAGAGCCUUUAUUAUAACUGGCGAAAUAUCCAUGGUAUCUUCUCGUCCGGAGCGACCAUUGUGUACUGCCUCUGGGCGUCGCCCGACAUACAACUUGUGGUUCCGUUCGCGGACGCAUUGCGCGACCUUCGAGUAUGUUCGAACCUUCUUAGUAUCGGCGGACAGUGGUGGCCCUCGGUGCGCAAUGGAAGAGAGAACUUUGACAGGAUCGUUGACCUAACUAUCAAGCGGCUGAGCCGUCUGCGAGCCAGUGGCUCUGGCUCGUCGUCCGAUUUACAGUUACCUCGUUCGAAAAGCCGAGUAACUGGCGAUGGGCAGUCUGUCGAUCCUCUGCUCCACGAUGAACCUGCAUGGAAAUCUAAUGGCACAUUGGGCACGGUCGGCGACCCGGGGCAAUCCACUGACCCUCUUCCAGCGAUGCAACCAUUUCCAUACGAUGGGCAAUAUCCUGAUGAAUUCGCAACGACACCGGUAGACUCCAUGAUGGAGAGCUUUUUCGCAGAGUAUCUUCACGGAGAUUGGGGGUGGGACCCCUUUUCCGUCUGCUUGGACACCUCUGUGCUUUGA